CACUCACCAGUUACGUCACACAUCGGGAAUGCAGUGAGGAGCUGCUGCUGCUGCUAAAAGGCCUCAGGAUCCGUCACAAAACGCCUGCCAUGUCCGGUCCCACCUGGCUUCCACCGAGAAAUCUGGAUAGCCCAGAGAGAGCCGUCCCCCAAAUGUCUCACUCUGCCGGGUCAGCAAUCUACAGGACCCCCAACAAGAAGGGGACGUCCGACUUCCGGCCAAAAUAUGGCCCCUAUGACCAGAACGGAGGAGGAGGAGGAGGAGGAGGAGGAGGAGGAGGAGGAGGGAUGGCCAACAGGUACAUGGCUACUGGACCCACAGGGGGUCCUAUUCACCAUUCGUCGAGCGAUCACUAUUACUCCCCUCCCCAUGGGCCCAAAGAAGACCGCAACUGGAGCCCUCACAUGGACAGCUACGAGCUGAUGCACCGCGGCCCUGAGAAGCCGGUGAACUAUCACUCCAAAAUCGAUGCUGAUAUCGACUCCCUCACCAGUAUGCUCGCUGAUCUGGACAGCCACCCGCAGGACCCCAGCACACAACUGUACGACAAUGUGCCUUACAACAAGUACCUCUCAGGGGAUCACUACAAGCCUGCCCACCAGAGCGCAGCCCCUGCUCCUCCUCCGGGUCGGCCUUCCAUGGGCUACCCUUCUCAUCCCCAGAGCCAAUACCACCCAGCUCCCCGCUACCCCAGUGAGCACCAGACUCCUCAGUACUCCACCUCCCACCAGCAGGACUACUACUCCUCCUCUUCAGCCCCGAAGCCCUACCCGCAGCCCGUCCCGGCCUCCUACAGCACUGCCUCAACUCCUACCGGGCCCAGGUUCAGCGUCCAGGUCAAGACAGCGCAGCCUGUCACCUACUCUCAGACAGGGAGGCAGGCCGAACAGGCCUACACGCCACCCCCUCCUCGCCAGCAUGUGUCACGCCCUCCUCCCCAGACUCAGACAAGUCAGCAGGGCUGGUACCCUUCGCACGCCAGCUCACAAGCUCAGGAGAUGCACUCUGAGGCGGUGUACAAGGGGAGCGGCUCAGGAGGAAGGGUUAACCAGGUUCCACUGUCCAAGAGAGGGAUGGAAAAUAAUCAAACGGGGUCGGGGGCCACGCCGAGUCCUGCUUACCAGUCCAGCAAGCAGGGGAUAGCAACACCCAGGCCCGAGGAGGAGUUGGAACGACUCACCAAGAAGUUGGUAUAUGAUAUGAACCACCCCCCCGUCGAGGACUAUUUUGGCCGCUGCGCCCGCUGUGGCGACAACGUGGUCGGCGAUGGCAGUGGCUGUAUCGCCAUGGAGCAGGUGUUCCACGUGGAGUGUUUCACAUGUAUCACCUGCCACGCCCGUCUCCGGGGGCAACCCUUCUACGCCCUGGACAAGAAGAGUUACUGUGAGAGUUGUUACAUUAGUACAUUAGAGCGCUGUUCAAAGUGCUCCAAGCCCAUCCUGGACCGUAUCCUGCGGGCCAUGGGAAAGGCCUACCACCCUCGCUGUUUCACGUGUGUGGUUUGUAACUGCUGCUUGGACGGGGUGCCCUUCACCGUGGAUGCCACCUCUCAGAUUCACUGCAUAGAUGACUUUCAUAGGAAGUACGCUCCGCGCUGUUCAGUUUGCGGUGAGCCCAUCAUGCCCGAACAGGGCCAGGAGGAGACGGUGAGGAUAGUCGCUCUGGACCGCAGCUUCCAUGUCAACUGUUACAUCUGUGAGGAAUGUGGUCUCCUGCUGUCCUCUGAAGGGGAGGGUCGAGGCUGUUACCCGCUGGACGGCCACAUCUUGUGUAAGAGCUGCAGCGCUUGCCGCAUCCAGGACCUCUCAGCCAAAAUCUCCACGGACUGCUAACAAACCCCUCGUGUCCGCUUCCACCUUCUCGGCACACGGCACACGAUGGUGCGGACAGGAAAUACCCCUGCUUCGCUCAGACUCGUGCAGUGCUUUAUUUCUUUCUUCUUCUUGGAUGACAAACUUUUGCUACAGUUCCCUCUGUUGGUAUCCAGCUGUAAUUUCAUUUUAGUCCUGAUGGAGCAACCACUUCACUAGUUUCCUUUUCGAUCACAUCUUCCAAAAAUGUCUUUUCUUUUUUUCUCGGUACUUCAAAGUUUAGUUCAGUAUUACUAUGACAGUGGCCUGACCUGCAGGCAGCUUGGGCUCCACCUACCAUUCAUUGGUACCGCUCAACUAUUAGCUUGCACAUUAUAAUCACUGUCAAAGACUAUGGAAGGAUAGCACAGAUUUUUGACCUGAAAAUGAAGCAGAGAAGCAGCGUAAAGGAUAAUUAGGAUCUGUAACUGCAGAACUGCCUCUUAUAUAAAAAAAAAAAAAAAAAAAAGCACAUAAUGCGACAACUGUGACUGUACAUAACGGGCUGGUUUGGUUUGACAAUGAAACUAUUACUAUAAGUGUUUUGUAAAGCAUGUAGCCUUUUAGUGCAGUGGAUCUUUGCAGAGACGUAGCCUCAUAGGAGAAACGUAGACGGAUGGAAUGUGUAGUUACAACCUUUUCUUUUUUUAGCUUUUAUUAAACGCUAGAACAAAUCUCUUACAUCUCAACACUCAAACGUUAUCAUGUGUAUGUGUUGAAUCCAAGCUCAUAACAGGAUUGUUGCCAUUUCUUUUUUUAAUGUCUACAAGCUUUGGUUUAGUUGUUGGUUGAUACUCGAUCUUUGCUUUGAAGAUGAUGGUGCAAUGAAGUCUUCUGUCUUAGGAAAACAGGGUGUUGGUCAAAUCAUCCUAUUGUGUGAAGGGCUGUGUCAUUUGGAGGAAGUAUGAAACGUAUACUCAACUUAAAAGCCUAUUGGGUAAAUUAUUUAGCUUAAGAUAUAAUUUUUACAUAAUGGUUAUUCUUUACUUGUGAUGUAUUUCCCCCCCCCCCCAAAAAAAAAAGAAAACGUUUGCUCAUCCUUGCACUCACGUGGGCCGAAUUCAGCCCCAGUAUUUGUUAUGAUCGUGUUUAACCUCCGUCUUUCCGUCCAGAUUUUGUAUUUGUGUAACUUUAAAGGGCUAGAAAUAUGAAAGCCUUAUCUCAAGGAUGUCAUUCAGUUUCAUAAUAAUCCCUUUUUCUGAAACUUGUCUGUGAAUUUUUCUUUCUUUUCUUAAUCAUGCUAAAACGGUUCAGUUGCAUUUUCUCGUCUCUUGUUAAUUUAUCUCAUAAUGUGUGUGUGUGUGUGUGUGUGUGUAUAUACUAUGUAUUAAUCUGCUUUUUGUCAUCAAGGUUAUCAUUUCAUUCAUGCCCAGAAGUGUCAGUUUUAAUAUCCCCGACCCACGCCAACUCUUGUGUCAUACACCUUUUUUUUUUGUUUUGUUUGUUUCUUAAUCACAUUUUGUUACAGUCAUCCGUUUAACAUCCUGACGUGUGUGUUCACUUUGAAAUGCUGUGAAUUGGAGCUUUUUUCGAUCAAAGCCUGCGGUACUGCAGCAGACCUCUGUCCGCUGCUGAAGUCACACUGAGAAGAAGGAACGUUUUGUAACGAAUAUACAGGUUGUUGACGUAGAAAUGACAGCUUGUUACAUUAAUGGAUUUUCUCCUAAUACAGGUUGUAGUUACAUAAUUGAUUAUUAAAAUAUCAGCAAGUUAA
Molecule: messenger RNA, 3564 nt
Organism: Cottoperca gobio
Lineage: Eukaryota; Metazoa; Chordata; Actinopteri; Perciformes; Bovichtidae
Gene: trip6
Product: thyroid hormone receptor interactor 6
Biological process (GO): cell-cell adhesion
Cellular component (GO): focal adhesion; stress fiber
Source: RefSeq, a predicted model, not a curated record